Cylindrotheca closterium is the source of this 891-nucleotide messenger RNA. The record is from the annotation of a GenBank genome assembly. NCBI's taxonomy places the organism in Eukaryota, Bacillariophyta, Bacillariophyceae, Bacillariales, Bacillariaceae.
AUGAAUCCAACACCACUAUUGAAAAAGACCCCGCCCGUUGAUCAUCAUCGACCUGGCAAACGGACCUAUCGACGCAGGACUGUAUCCAGCAGCAAGGCUCCAUCUGUCGUUCGGAGACAUGGUCGUGAUGCACGAAACCAAACUUCAACUGAUGAUGAUAUCAUUGUUCGGCUCCCAAUCAAGUCAAUUGUACCUUUGAGCUGGAUUCUAUCAUCUGCUACUCAAAUCUUGGUGGACCAUCUUUUAUUUUCCCGCGGUGUAAUUCCACUGAGCGUACCGCAACUGAGAGACAACAAGCAGGGAGAGGUUCUAAAGUCACGAUCCCAGCGACGAAAGGUUGCCCAAUGCCGAACUCGACUAGAAUCCUGGCACCUCGAGUGGUCUCAAAUCGAUCGCCGCAUUCUCGAAAAUUGCUCAUGCAUAUUGAUAUCUUUGGGACCAUCCUUUCUACGUUCGAAAGAGUUCUACAUUCUAAAUGUUGCAGAAGAACGGAAGAUUCUUGAACGCCAUCCAGCAUUGAAACUACCACCAGUUCAUGCUCUUGCGAGACGUCUUCUUCCAAGGAUAGUCGAAUCUGACACCGAUCUUCCUUGUCGAUCAGCUCCGUCAUUUCAGAUCUCCGUGAGCUUAUUCGUCAAGGCUGAAGCAUUGGAGAGAGCUUCGAACGAUGAAUCAAUUGAAAUGUCAAAUCUGUUCAUACGCCGCCCUGGAUACAUGUUGCCAACAGCGACAACAACGAAAGCCAACCAGCGAGUAACGUACAUCAACAUUUUGAAUGCAGAUAGGAACGACGAAACCGAAGUGAAGAUAUCGGAGUCCAUCGGUGUUGCAGAUGGUGCUCAUUGGGUAUCACUGAGAAGCUCAAUCAAAGGCUUUCGCUUGUCGGGAUAA